Miniopterus natalensis is the source of this 2381-nucleotide messenger RNA. The record is from RefSeq and is a predicted model, not a curated record. NCBI's taxonomy places the organism in Eukaryota, Metazoa, Chordata, Mammalia, Chiroptera, Miniopteridae.
AUGGUGAAGUACAACCAACCCUUCGAGGAUGCCCCGGUGGUGGAAAUGUCCACGUUGACCUACAAGACGCCCGAGGGAUUGAAACUUUGGGGUGGAAGACUAAUAGAGAAAAAAAGCAAAGGACAGAUCCAGGGCUCCUCCGAGCAGAUGGUCAGCAGGAGAAAUGGCCUCAUGCGAGCCACAGCUGGAGGUGACGAGCUGCCUGAGCCUGGCACACAGGAUCUGGAUGUGGAUUCAGAAAGCAGUGAUGUCGAUGCAACUUUACACCUGGGGGACUCGGCUGCCGGGGCCUCGACGCCCGCAGUGCCCCGGAGCCCUUUGAAAGACGAGCUAAGGAGGAAAUACUUGACCCAGGUGGACGUCCUGCUGCGGGAUGAAGGCUGUGCGGAGUACGAUUAUGGAGAUGGAAGCGGCACGCAUGUGACCCUGGUCCCUUCACUGGCCCCACCUCCCAGGCCUGCUCAUGGAUCCUGUGGCCGUGUCUCUGAAGACAGUCCUUUUGACCCAUCUGCGUCCUCACAUCCUUGCUCCGCAGACAUGGCCAUAGUGCCCAGAAAUGACAAUGUCUCAUUGCGAGAGACCAGUGGUUUCAGCUUCUCAAGCAGCCAGUCCUUUGUGGCUGACGACAUCUGCAACGUGACCAUCAGCGACCUGUACGCAGGCAUGCUGCACUCGAUGAGCCGGCUGCUGAGCGCAAAGCCCUCGUGCGUCAUUUCCACCAAAACUUUCAUCGUCCGAAACUGGAGCUCCCGGAGGAGACAUGGGUGCAAGAGCAGAAUGAACAGGACGUACUGCCGAAGUGGCCGGCAUGCGCAGAGGGGCUCCCAGCGGGGACUUGUGCCCCGUGCCGAGCCUGCGAAAGAGGCGGGGGUUUUAAGAGAGCGCCAGAACUUUGGAGAUCUUUCCAGCCAGAAGGCUGGAUUAAAAGUGGAAAAGGCUUUCCCUGAAGCAAACAAACGCCAAAUCUGGAAGGAGCCUAAAGGAACACCCCAGAAGUUGUCUUCGUUGAUUUACAUGAGCUCCAGCACAACACGUCAUCUUGAUUGGGAAAAUAGACUAAUGACAUUGAAGUGGUUGAUUUCUCCUGUAAAAAUAGUCCCCAGACCGAGAACACUGCAGGGUGAGGGAGGGAAUCAUUACAGGGAGUUCGAAAGCAAGUUUGAUAAACUUCAUCAAGGAUACUGCCCAAGCUCCAGGAAGCAGCUAUGCCUGACCUACCUCCCCAGCUCCUCCUCCGGGGUCCACACGCUCAGGGGUGGUCCAGUGAGCCCGGGUGGCGCCUGGCGCUUAGAAACCCACUGUCCAAGUCAACCUUUCAGCAGAGCGAAAGCUAAGAGUCUAAAUGUGGCUUUUGAAAGCCUGGGCAAAGGAGCUAUUGAAGCAGGAAGACGCCUGCCAAGAAGUGACUCCUCUCCAUCACUGUCUGAGAUCAACCCCGCGCGGAGCCCAGGCCACUCAGCGCCCACAGCUGAGCUUUUUCGAGGAAAUCAUCUGGGAAUAUUGAAGUCAGGGUCGCUCUGCAAUACUGUUUCGGUGCCUGGGGUACAACCUCUGUGCUCUGCAAGAGAUCGUUACGAGGGAAUUAAGGAGAGAUUUGACCAGCUGCAUCGGAAGUAUUGCCAAAAAUCGCCUCAGCGGGCAAAGGCUCCUCUUUGCCCUGGAGCAUCUCCAGGUAAAGAGGGUGUGAAAGUUCAGAGUCAGAAAGAAGGCUCGUUAGGAAGAUUAAGCCCAGUCUCUGGCUUCCUGGGCCCCCGAAAGCUGUCGUCACCGCAGUGGAGCGUCAGAAGUUCCCUGGGCUCGACCACAAUUGAGGUCCAUCCGUCUCCAUGGUUUGAGCUGGCCACCAGGUGCAGCGCUCAGCCCCGGGUGAAAAGACCCCGGUUAUCAGACCCCCAGGUGUGCGGAAGGUGGGCCGAGUCCCAGGAUCCCCCUCGCGUGGUGGGCAGGGCCGUCCCGAGUCCACGGGAGGAGGCCGGCUCUUUACAGCCUGAUUGGAAAAAGAAGGGACAUUGUUUGCUUUGAAACCUAAGUUGAAGCCCUGGACAGUGAUCCCUGAAGGAGAAAUACAGCUGAUCCGUCUUUCAAAUUCCGACCCAUGGGACCUUCCACAUCAGGAGGCAGCAAACGGAAACGUGAUUCAUCCAUAAAGAGUAAUCUGUGUUUUUAGAGGAAAGCGUGCUGCAUUUAAACAUUCCUGUGAGAUCCCCGCAGCAUCCAUGACAUCUCAGGACUCUUACCUGAGCUGUUUAUAAUAGAAUGUUUUCUUUAAUAAAAUGUUUCAAAUAUUUAGAACACAGGAACCAAACCCCAUGUUGAGAAAUUGUUAUAUCACCAUGUGUUACGGAUUUUCUUUUAUUUUAAAUAAAAGAUUACAGAUGAGA